AUGCAAGAGUGUAACCGAGACUGGAUUGCUUGUAUUGAAGUUGUUGCUAUUGUCAAUGUGGGUACCUUCCCAAGUAUACGUUUGCCUCAUUCAACUUAUAAUCUUUGCCCAAGUAUGAUGUGUGAGAAGCGUCAAUGGGGAAAUGUGGUCCGUUUCAGCUCCCAAAAGGGCCAUGGGCGCCACCCUUUAAAGUCUUCUUUAACAGAGAGAGUGUCAGAACUAGAGAUUUCACCAAAUGAACUCCACAUCUACACAUCGGUCUCCGAGAAAGAUGACUACAUCACCGGAGCUUCGGCGGCACCAGAAACCACAGCAUCAACCUACAAGAAGUGGAUAGCAGAAAAUAAUAUGGUCAUGUCCUGGCUAGUCAACUCUAUGACCCCUGACAUUGGUGAAAAUUUUCUGUCAUUUGAUACUGCCAAAGAAAUCUGGGACAUUGCAAAAGAAACUUUCUCAGACAAGAAAAACACAUCUGAAAUCAUCCAGAUUGAAGGCAUCCUCCACGAUUUGCGUCAAGGAAACCUUACGAUUGUCGAAGGGAAACGUGUGUUUAAAUUUUUGUUAGGUUUGAACAAAAAUCUUGAUGAAAUCAGAGGAAGAAUCAUGGGAGUAAAACCUCUACCUAGCCUCAGAGAGGCAUUCUCUGAAGUGCGUCAUGAAGAAAGUCGGAAAAAUCUCAUGAUGGGAUCCCAUCAACAACUGAAUAUGGCAGAAAGCUCGGCUCUUAAGACUCAAUUCGCUCCUUUUGACAACCGUCAAAAAAUUAAAGGAGGUAGACCUUGGUGUGAUCAUUGCAGAAAGCCGGGACACUCAAGAGAAACUUGCUGGAAGAUUCAUGGAAAGCCAGUAGAUUGGAAGCCACGUCAACCACUUGAGAAAGAAGGACGAGGCAAUCAUGUGGCUACCGAUGAACAAUCGCCACAACCUGAAGCUAGCCCUUUUAAUAAGGAGCAAAUGGAGAUGCUUCAGAAACUACUGUCUCCUCUUUUGUCAGUACAGUCACAAACUAGCUCAUCUUCCAACCAGCUCAUUGGUUCCGGAACCUUGGCUCACAAAGGAUUUGGAUUCGGGGAAGACGAUUGGCAAUGCUGAGGAAUGCUCUGGACUCUACAUCCUUAAGGAGCUCCAUGAUCCACAAGAACAACCUCAAAUGGCAGUUGGUAGUAAUUCUUUUUCGGUUUCAUGUCAAAAUAACGAUAGUGCAAUUAUGUUGUGGCACUAUCGCUUAGGUCAUCCAAAUGUUAUGUAUCUCAAGCAUUUAUUUCCUUCAUUAUUUCAUAAAAAUCCAAAAUCCUUUGAGUGCGAAAUCUGUCAAUUAUCAAAGCAAGUCCGGUCUCAUUUUCCCAUUCAACCCUAUAAAGAGUCUAGUCCAUUCUCAAUGAUUCAUAGCGAUAUCUGGGGUCCGUCAAGAAUAAAAGAUGUAACUGGUACUAGGUGGUUUGUCUCAUUCAUAGAUGAUCACACUAGAUUAACUUGGGUAUUCCUCAUGAAAGAAAAAUCUGAAACGAGUCAAAUUUUCAAAAAUUUUAAAAAUAUGAUUCAGACCCAAUUCCAGUCAAAAAUACAAAUUCUAAAGUCUGAUAAUGCUAGGGAUUAUUUCAACUCCAUUCUAGGAGAAUUUCUAGCACAAGAAGGGAUAGUUCACUUAAGUUCAUGUGUUGAUACCCCACAACAAAACGGAAUCGCUGAAAGGAAAAAUAGGCAUUUGUUAGAGGUGGCUAGAUCACUAAUGUUCUCCAUGAAUGUUCCAAAAUUAUUCUGGGGGCAAGCUGUCCUUACGGCAGCCUACCUCAUCAAUAGGAUGUCGUCUAGGGUACUAAAAUUCCAAACACCUUGUCAAACACUCCUAAAAUCCUUUCCGACUACUCGUCUCAUCUCCACCGUCCCACCCAAAAUUUUCGGGUGCUCUGUUUUUGUUCAUAUCAAUCAACAACAUCGAAGUAAACUUGAUCCUAGGUCACUCAAGUGCAUCUUUCUUGGGUAUUCUUCAAAUCAAAAAGGGUAUAAGUGUUACUCUCCGGUCACAAGAAAAUUCUACAAUUCAAUGGAUGUCACAUUUUUUGAAACCCAGCCUUACUAUCCCAAAAACGAUAUU
Messenger RNA from Vitis riparia (riverbank grape), 2095 nucleotides. RefSeq lists its product as uncharacterized. The record is from RefSeq and is a predicted model, not a curated record. The transcript has 4 exons. NCBI's taxonomy places the organism in Eukaryota, Viridiplantae, Streptophyta, Magnoliopsida, Vitales, Vitaceae. Bases 1 to 1092 code for a protein of 363 amino acids.